GCGCGCAGGAGCGCGCGGACCCAGCUCCGAGGACGCGGCCGCGGAGAAGGCGGCCGCUGCGCCGUCGGGCAGGAUGCUGACGCCGCUGGUGAUGACGCUGGGCAUGGUGCUGGCGCCCUGCGGGCUGCUGCUCAACCUGGUCAGCACGCUGGCGCCCGGCUGGCGGCUGGUGAAGGGUUUCCAGGACCAGCCGGUGGACGUGGUGCUGUACCAGGGCCUGUGGGACAUCUGCCGCGAGCAGAGCAGCCGCGAGCGCCAGUGCGGCCAGCCAGACGACUGGGACUACUUCUCGGCCGAGCCGGUGCUCGUGGCGCGGGGACUCAUGGUCACCUCGCUGGCCACCACGGCCCUGGGGCUGCUGCUGGCGACGCUCGGGGUGCGCUGCUGGCGGGACGAGCCCCACUUUCUGCUGGCCGGCCUCUCGGGCGUCGUGCUGUUCGUCGCCGGGCUCUUAAGCCUGAUCCCGGUCUCCUGGUACAACCACUUCUUGGGGGACCGCGACGUGCUGCCGGCGCCGGCCAGCCCGGUCACGGUGCACGUCAGCUACUGCCUGGUGCUGGGCUACCUGGGCAGCUGCCUGCUGCUGCUAGGCGGCUUCUCGCUGGCGCUCAGCUUCGCGCCCUGGUGCCAGGAGCGCUGUCGCCGCUGCCGCAAGGCGUCCCGCGCCGACCCGCGCCGCAGCAGCAUCAGUACCGUGUACGUCGACUGGCCCGAGCCCGCUCUCACGCCCGCCAUCAAGUACUACAUGGACGGCCAGCACCGGCCGCGGCCCGCCGAGCAGGGCCCCGCCGGCAAGCCCAAGGCCGGCUUCCCCUUGCCGCGGCCGCCGCCCAAGGCCUACAGCAACCCGGUGGACGUGCUCGACGGGGAGGCGGCAGCCGAGUCCCGCGGCACCUCCUCGCGCAGCACCCGGCUCUGCCAGGGCUCGCUUCCCUGCGACUCCGACCUGUAAACGGCGCACCCCACCCUGCUCUACCCAGGCCCUGGGCUCAGUCCCCGACGGAGACAGGGGACGUGACAAAGGACUCGCCCCCCA
Molecule: messenger RNA, 1036 nt
Organism: Loxodonta africana (African savanna elephant)
Lineage: Eukaryota; Metazoa; Chordata; Mammalia; Proboscidea; Elephantidae
Gene: CLDN23
Product: claudin 23
Exons: 1
Coding region: 74-952 (292 amino acids)
Biological process (GO): cell adhesion; bicellular tight junction assembly
Cellular component (GO): bicellular tight junction; plasma membrane
Molecular function (GO): structural molecule activity
Source: RefSeq, a predicted model, not a curated record